Molecule: messenger RNA, 681 nt
Organism: Durusdinium trenchii
Lineage: Eukaryota; Dinophyceae; Suessiales; Symbiodiniaceae
Source: the annotation of a GenBank genome assembly
AUGCGCGGAAACGAGCCCGGCGGGAUGUUUUUGAGCCAUGCGUUCCUGAGGUUAGUGGGCAAACCAUGGAGGCGGUCUGCAAGCAUCGCUUGUGUUUGGGCUGUCAAGCAUUGGCACUCCGGCGCUCGAACCGGAGCAUGCGUCAAAAAGGACUUUCCAGUGGACUAUGACGCCACUUGGGCAAAGCACAGGAAGCCUUGGGAGGUGUGGUUGGAUGCAUUCGAUGCGUGGGACCGCGAGAGGAAACGCUUAUGUGAGGUCUACCUCCGUCGUACAGAAGGUUUAGACGCUGCAGCUGCAGCAGAUGUCUAUCAGGGCAAGUUCCCCAGGGCACCAGCCAUGCCGGAGUCCAUGUUGGCUUUGUACCAGGCGGCCUAUGACGGUGAUAUUGUGAAGCUUGCUGAUUUGUUGGAGGAUGAGGAACUGGAUAUUUCGUGCAGGGAUCACAACCUGCAGACGCCACUCAUGUUCGCAGCAAUGGCUGGGAGCUUGGAAUGUGUCGAGUAUUUGGUGGACAUGGGCGCUGACCUUGGGAUGAUGGAUAGAAGCAAGGAUACUGCCUUCGAUUUGGCUAUUGAUGAGCAUGCAGAAAGGUUUCCAGAGCAUCCUGUGCUGCUUUUCUUCCGAGCUGUGGAAGCGCCUCGUGGGCAGGGUUUGAAAUCGAAGUUGCCCAGCCGAUGA